AUGUCCACGAAACAAACUCUCGGCUUCUUCACCCACGCCCUCAAAUCAUUCACAUCAUCCCAAGAUGCAUUCCGCGUGCUAUGUACCGUGCCUCGUUCCGCGUCCUCACCGUCCAACUCACCCACCGCGUCAUUAUCACCCAGACACCCAUCUCACCCGGUAACCACCCUCAUCAUCCUAGACUCGAGCUUCAACCCGCCCACCAAGGCACACGCCCAAAUGGCCUCUUCAGCCAUCACACACGCCGGCCCCAACGCACGACUCAUGCUCCUCCUAGCAGUCAACAACGCCGACAAGGCAGCCGUCCCUGCGUCCUUUGCGCAGAGACUAGCCAUGAUGGAAGGGUUUGCGCGCGACCUGCAUGAUAGCGCGGGCCAGAAUACAGAGAUUGACGUGGCUGUCACGACGAUGCCGUUCUUUCAUGAAAAGGCGAGAGUUGUAGCUGAGUCGGGCGUGUAUGGGUCCGCAGAACAAGUCUUCCUGUGUGGGUUUGACACGCUGAUUCGUAUAUUUAAUGCGAAGUACUACGGUGGGGGUAUGAAGGAGGCGCUGGGGCCGUUUUUUGGGCGGGCUAGGGUGAGGGUUGUGAUGAGGCCGGAUGAUGAAUGGGGUGGAAGGGAUGAACAGGUUAAGUAUGUGGAGGGGUUGGAGGGGAUGUUGGGAGAUGUUGGGGGUGAGGAGUGGGCGAGGAGGGUUGAGAUGGUGGAUGGGGUUGAGGGCGUGGUUAGUAGUUCGAUGGUGAGGGCGUUGGUGAGGAGGGAUGGGGAUGUUGAUGCGUUGGUUGGGGGGGAGGUGAGGGCUUGGAUUGAGGGGGAGGGAUUGUAUCGUGAGUAG
Messenger RNA from Pochonia chlamydosporia 170, 834 nucleotides. RefSeq names its product cytidylyltransferase family protein. Gene Ontology annotation, molecular function: ATP hydrolysis activity; nicotinamide-nucleotide adenylyltransferase activity. Lineage: Eukaryota; Fungi; Ascomycota; Sordariomycetes; Hypocreales; Clavicipitaceae. Gene Ontology annotation, cellular component: cytoplasm; nucleus. The transcript has a single exon. Bases 1 to 834 code for a protein of 277 amino acids. The record is from RefSeq and is a predicted model, not a curated record.